CUGGCUGAUUCCGAUUAGUCGCGUCUCUGCAUCUGACAUCUCAUCUUUGGUCAAUCAGCGAUUUGACCCCGUUACAAGCGUAACUUAACGAUCGAGAGCAGAAUUUUGUUUGAAUUUUAGCCAUGGAAGAUAUGCAGGAGGAGACCCAAUUUGUCGUCGACGAUGUCAGUAAGAUAAUAAAAGAUGCGAUUGAGGUUUCCAUCGGGGGCAACGCCUACCAACACACUAAGGUUAAUCAAUGGACAUCUCACGUAGUUGAAGCCUGCCUGGGAAACCUCACGAAGCUACAGAAACCUUACAAAUAUAUCGUGACUUGUACCAUCAUGCAAAAGAACGGUGCAGGCUUGCAUACAGCAAGUUCGUGCUUUUGGGACAAUGCAACGGAUGGAAGUUGCACAGUUCGCUGGGAGAACAAAACGAUGUAUUGUAUCGUGUCCGUUUUUGGUCUGGCGAUUUAAACCUUUGCGUUGAAAGUUGACCUAGUCCAUCCAAAAUCAAAUUGAGUAAAGUUUAUCUCCGAAAAGAAAGUUUUAACUGAGUUUAGUCGUAAGAUAUCUAAAAACAUAUUUGAUUUUUUCAAACGGCGUUAGUUGUCUAGGCCGUUGCUGAUCCACAAAAUAUUUCUUCAUUGCAAACGAAAGAUCUUUACUAAUCGUGUUACGAAAUUUUUUUUCAUAUUAUUCUUCAGCUACCCCAAUGUGCAUUUUUUAGUUAUUAUAGUAUUUCGAGGGCAAUUUCGUUUCUCAUGUUUGUGUUGAUUAUCAAGGCUAUCUGAUAUCCUACUUUUAAAAAAUUUAAUGCAAAUUCUAAGCGGCCUUGUUCACCGUGCAUACAAGUAUGCCUAGUGUUGUUAAGGAGAAAAAAUGGCGCAAGUCCAUUCAAUCAAUGCGAAGAAGUCAGAAGAUGUUGAAAUAAUUUAUGUAAAGUCGUAUUUCGCAAACUCUCUAAUCAUCUGUAAAUAAAUAAACCUAUGAAUUC
Messenger RNA from Neodiprion fabricii, 978 nucleotides. RefSeq names its product dynein light chain Tctex-type 1 (gene Dlc90F). NCBI's taxonomy places the organism in Eukaryota, Metazoa, Arthropoda, Insecta, Hymenoptera, Diprionidae. Bases 123 to 458 code for a protein of 111 amino acids. The record is from RefSeq and is a predicted model, not a curated record. Gene Ontology annotation, cellular component: cytoplasmic dynein complex; cytoplasm. The transcript is spliced from 3 exons. Gene Ontology annotation, biological process: microtubule-based movement. Gene Ontology annotation, molecular function: dynein intermediate chain binding.